Molecule: messenger RNA, 597 nt
Organism: Cladocopium goreaui
Lineage: Eukaryota; Dinophyceae; Suessiales; Symbiodiniaceae
Source: the annotation of a GenBank genome assembly
AUGGGCGUCAUCAGCUGCCUGGCACGCGCGGCUUGCUGGCAGCUGGCUACAGUGCUGCUGUCAGAGAUGCCGCAGAUCCAGGCGGCGCCCGAUUUGAUCAGCUACAACAGCGCCAUCUCUGCCUGUGAAGCUGCGGGCGAAUGGGAGAACACCCUGGCCCUGCUAGAGGCCUUGGAAGCUGCGGAGUUGCAGCCCGACGUAAUCUGCUACAGCGGCGUGAUUAGCGCCUGCGCCAAAGGUGGUUUUUGGCGUCUCACCAUAAUGUUGCUGGAACGGCUCUCCGCCCAAAGGAUGCACCCAGACUUGGUGGCUCUCAAUUCAGCGUUGGGUGCAUACAAGGGCCCACGUUGGCAAAUGGCCAUUUCGACGCUUUCUUCCUUGCCCACGCUGCGUUUGAUGCCCGAUGUGGUCAGCUUUUGUACGGCCAUCAGCUGCUGUGCAGAGGUGUGGCCCAAGGCUCUACAGUUGCUGACCAUGCGAUCUCUCCACGCUCGGCUGGCGCAAGACGUCUUUGGUUGCCUGGUAGGAGGCGGUGGAUCUGCAUGGGCGGCUGCCUUGGAGAUGUUGGCGGACAUGCUGGGGCGUCAGGUGGAGUAG